Molecule: messenger RNA, 5629 nt
Organism: Coregonus sp. 'balchen'
Lineage: Eukaryota; Metazoa; Chordata; Actinopteri; Salmoniformes; Salmonidae
Source: the annotation of a GenBank genome assembly
UCCCACCCCCGCGCUACCCCCCGCUGAGAGGGGGAACCUGGUCUGUCUCUGUCCGAGAGGACCCAAGACCCAGAGUUCCACAGUUUGGGUCUCUCCCUCCUCUGUCUCUGUCUGAGGAGAACCGGGUCUGUCCCUCCCCUGCUUAGUAGGGGGAACAAGAGGAGGCACCAUGGGGUGUGGCGGCAGCAGGACCGAUGCUCUGGAGCCCAGGUACCUGGAUAGCUGGACCAAGGAGACAGAGUCUACCUGGCUGACCAGUACAGACAACGACAUCCCCCUCUCCUCAAUACAGAGUAUCGAUAUCCCUUCUGAGAACUCAUCUGAAAGCUUAGUCUCUGAGAAAAACAUCACCCCUGGUAAGAGAACCUACCUGGUUUGGCUUUAGGCUGCAUCUGAAAUGCCAUUCUAUUUGCUAUAUAGAUCUCUGGUCCAAAGCAGGGCACUGUGUAUGGCACACGUGUCAAACUCAUUCCACGGAGGGCCGAGUGUCUGCAGGUUUUCACUCCUCCCUUGUACUUGAUUGAUAAAUUAAGGUCACUGAUUAUUAAGGAACUCCCCUCACCUGGUUGUCUAGGUCACUAAUUAGCAAGGAACUCCCCUCACCUGGUUGUCUAGGUCACUGAUUAUUAAGGAACUCCCCUUACCUGGUUGUCUAGGUCACUGAUUAGUAAGGAACUCGCCUCACCUGGUUGUCUAGGUCACUGAUUAGCAAGGAACUCCCCUCACCUGGUUGUCUAGGUCACUGAUUAUUAAGGAACUCCCCUCACCUGGUUGUUUAGGUCACUGAUUAGUAAGGAACUCCCCUCACCUGGUUGUCGAGGUCACUGAUUAUUAAGGAACUCCCCUCACCUGCAUUGUCUAGGUCACUGAUUAGUAAGGAACUCCCCUCACCUGGUUGUCUAGGUCACUAAUUAUUAAGGACCUCCCCUCACCUGGUUGUCUAGGUCACUGAUUAGUAAGGAACUCCCCUCACCUGGUUGUUUAGGUCACUGAUUAGUAAGGAACUCCCCUCACCUGGUUGUCUAGGUCACUAAUUAUUAAGGACCUCCCCUCACCUGGUUGUCUAGGUCACUGAUUAGUAAGGAACUCCCCUCACCUGGUUGUUUAGGUCACUGAUUAGUAAGGAACUCCCCUCACCUGGUUGUCUAGGUCACUGAUUAGUUAGGAACUCCCCUCACCUGGUUGUUUAGGUCACUGAUUAUUAAAGAACUCCCCUCACCUGGUUGUCUAGGUCUUAAUUGAAAGGAAAAACCUAAAACCAGCAGACACUAGGCCAAAUUAAUUUGAAGCCAGCAAAGGUUGAAAACAUUGCCAAAGGGCCUCAAGUUGCCAUGGAAAUGGUAAGUCUUUUAGUGGCCGCUAUAAGGGAGAUCCAUUAUCAACCAUUAUCAUAUGUAACAAGAAAACAAUGUUUAGGCUGCAUGAAUGAUUCACUCAGUGCAGAUAUAACUAACCUAUGCAUCGAGCACUGGUAUUUCAACUAGCUCUCACAGUCUCACAUCAGAAUUAGACAUUCAUCCAUGUUUUCUCAAACGUUAAAUUUAGAAGUUAUUCUAAACGUCAAAUUUCAAAGUGUUUAAGGUUAAGUUUAGGCAUUAACUCAGAAAUCUUAAGUUUAGGCAUUAACUCAGAAAUCUUAAGUUUAGGCAUUAACUCAGAAAUCUUAAUUUUAGGCAUUAACUCUGAAUGGUUAAAGUAAGGGUUAAGGUUUGGGAUAGACUUAAAAAAAAAAAAAAAAAAAAAACUUUCUAUUGCUGGAGUUGAACCUGCAACCUUCAGCAACUGAGGCAGAUGCUUAUGCCCAUCUGCCAUGCCUGCCCACAAUACCCUGGCAAUACCGAAACCUACUUGAAGGUAACAGCGCUCACUGUUGCCUCUAGUGGCCGGUUUCCACAUCAUCUCCCGACAUCCUCAGACAUGGAUGGACGUUCGAAUACUGACUUGUAUCACAUGUGACCUCGCUGGGUAUUUAUUGAAAAUUACUUUUUCUCAGAAUAAAAUAAAUACAUGUAUGCUGCCCUUUGUAUCUCUUGUUUCAGUCAGUGGUAAAUCUGUUUGGUGAACCUGUUUGGUGAAUCUGUUUGGUGAAUCUGUUUGGUGAAUCUGUUUGGUGAACCUGUUUGGUGAACCUGUUUUGGUGAACCUGUUUUGGUGAACCUGUUUUGGUGAACCUGUUUGGUGAACCUGUUUGGUGAACCUGUUUUGGUGAACCUGUUUUGGUGAACCUGUUUGGUGAACCUGUUUUGGUGAACCUGUUUGCCAGUCUGCCAUAAGGAGAUACAACGCAGACAUGAGCGAUACAGUAGCCUACGCUUGUGAUGGGUUCCUGCUUACAAACACCAGAGAAAAACAUUGAAUCCACUGGAGCAAAAACGUGUUCUGUUGAUGCAUCACCCAUACCUCUGAGCCUUAAGCAAAUCUAGACCUCGGAGCUAGAUGUAUUCAUUUAUUCUAUUGUAUUAUUCCCCUCUAAUCAGGGACUGAUUUUAGACCUGGGACACCAGGUGGGUGCAAUUAAUUAUCAGGUAGAACAGAAAACCAGAAGGCUCCGGACCUGCUAGGGUAAGAUUUGAAUUCACCUGAGAUUCGAGUGUAAUCACUGCAUACAGAACCCAAUCAUCACCUCAUCACAAGACUACUAGAUAAAGGGGGACAUUAAAGUUGUUUUCUUCUAGAUGCAGAUUUCUUUGAAGACGGCCUGCCCGCCCCAGCCCAGGCCUAUCUGAAGGUGUGCUCUGACAUGUCUGAAGCUGACCUGAACAAUGUAAAGCCGAGUGCCCACCCUGCAAUACUUCCCGCCCACCACCAGGAGGCGGUGCAGCCCUCACCUGUCACCACAGUACAGAGAAGGAGCGUCCUACUCACUGAGGAAAUAGUAAGUCAAGCAACUCUAUCCACUGAGGGACUAGCAAGUAAACUCUAUCCACUCAGGGAAUAGUAAGUUCAUGGGUGAAUCUCCAAAGUAUUUUCCUCAAUUCUCUCUCAUCUCCUUCUCAAAAUGGGAAGCAGUAAGAGCGUUGGAGGAGAAGGUCCUUGAUCUGAUCCACUCCUCUCUUCCCUCUGAAGUUGAAGAGGCAAGGAUGAGAUUUACCCACUAUGUUCAAACACAAGGCAAUGUAAUAAAGCAUUCUCGUUUCGGUAACACUUGAAGUGUACCUACAUAGUCACUUCAUAACACAUUCAUAACCUGUACAUACCACAUUCAUAAGCAAUACAUUUCAUAACUUUUGUCAACAACCACAAAUUGAUAUUUUUUUCGUUAUGGCUUGCUUAUAUAAAGUGUUUUUUUCCUAUAAUGGUGACUAACCAUUCUUUCUUCGGUAACAAUUGAAGAGUACCUACAUAACACAACACAUUCAUACCACAUAUAUACCACAUUCAUACCACAUUCAUACCACAUAUUUACCACAUAUAUACCACAUUCCUACCACAUUCAUACCACAAAUAUACCACAUUCAUACCACAUAUAUACCACAUUCAUACACAUAUAUACCACAUAUACCACAUAUAUACCACAUAUAUACCACAUUCAUACCACAUAUAUACCACAUUCAUACCACAAAUAUACCACAUAUAUACCACAUUCAUACCACAAAUAUACCACAUUCAUACCACAAAUAUACCACAUAUAUACCACAUUCAUACCACAAAUAUACCACAUUCAUACCAUAUAUAUACCACAUUCAUACCACAUAUAUACCACAUACAGUGGGGAGAACAAGUAUUUGAUACACUGCCAAUUUUGCAGGUUUUCCUACUUACAAAGCAUGUAGAGGUCUGUAAUUUUUAUCAUAGGUACACUUCAACUGUGAGAGACGGAAUCUAAAACAAAAAUCCAGAAAAUCACAUUGUAUGAUUUUUAAGUAAUUAAUUUGCAUUUUAUUGCAUGACAUAAGUAUUUGAUACAUCACAAAAGCAGAACUUAAUAUUUGGUACAAAAACCUUUGUUUGCAAUUACAGAGAUCAUACGUUUCCUGUAGGUCUUGACCAGGUUUGCACACACUGCAGCAGGGAUUUUGGCCCACUCCUCCAUACAGACCUUCUCCAGAUCCUUCAGGUUUCGUGGCUGUCACUGGGCAAUACGGACUUUCAGCUCCCUCCAAAGAUUUUCUAUUGGGUUCAGGUCUGGAGACUGGCUAGGCCACUCCAGGACCUUGAGAUGCUUCUUACGGAGCCACUCCUUAGUUGCCCUGGCUGUGUGUUUCGGGUCGUUGUCAUGCUGGAAGACCCAGCCACGACCCAUCUUCAAUGCUCUUACUGAGGGAAGGAGGUUGUUGGCCAAGAUCUCGCGAUACAUGGCCCCAUCCAUCCUCCCCUCAAUACGGUGCAGUUGUCCUGUCCCCUUUGCAGAAAAGCAUCCCCAAAGAAUGAUGUUUCCACCUCCAUGCUUCACGGUUGGGAUGGGGUUCUUGGGGUUGUACUCAUCCUUCUUCUUCCUCCAAACACGGCGAGUGGAGUUCAGACCAAAAAGCUAUAUUUUUGUCUCAUCAGACCACAUGACCUUCUCCCAUUCCUCCUCUGGAUCAUCCAGAUGGUCAUUGGCAAACUUCAGACGGGCCUGGACAUGCACUGGCUUGAGCAGGGGGACCUUGCGUGCGCUGCAGGAUUUUAAUCAAUGAUGGCGUAGUGUGUUACUAAUGGUUUUCUUUGAGACUGUGGUCCCAGCUCUCUUCAGGUCAUUAACCAGGUCCUGCCUUGUAGUUCUGGGCUGAUCCCUCACCUUCCUCAUGAUCAUUGAUGCCCCACGAGGUGAGAUCUUGCAUGGAGCCCCAGACCGAGGGUGAUUGACCGUCAUCUUGAACUUCUUCCAUUUUCUAAUAAUUGCACCAACAGUUGUUGCCUUCUCACCAAGCUGCUUGCCUAUUGUCCUGUAGCCCAUCCCAGCCUUGUGCAGGUCUACAAUUUUAUCCCUGAUGUCCUUACACAGCUCUCUGGUCUUGGCCAUUGUGGAGAGGUUGGAGUCUGUUUGAUUGAGUGUGUGGACAGGUGUAUUUUAUACAGGUAACAAGUUCAAACAGGUGCAGUUAAUACAGGGAAUGAGUGGAGAACAGGAGGGCUUCUUAAAGAAAAACUAACAGGUCUGUGAGAGCCGGAUUUCUUACUGGUUGGUAGGUGAUCAAAUACUUAUGUCAUGCAAUAAAAUGCAAAUUAAUUACUUAAAAAUCAUACAAUGUGAUUUUCUGGAUUUUUGUUUUAGAUUCCGUCUCUCACAGUUGAAGUGUACCUAUGAUAAAAAUUACAGACCUCUACAUGCUUUGUAAGUAGGAAAACCUGCAAAAUCAGCAGUGUAUCAAAUACUUGUUCUCCCCACUGUAUAUACCACAUAUAUACCACAUUCAUACCACAUAUAUUCCACAUAUAUACCACAUUCAUAAAGAGUUACCCUUGUUCCCCUCACAGACUAAAUGGCAAGACAACAGGAUGUCCACUAAGCAGGUAACCAUCACAGUGACACAGAGCAUCAGACACGUGGACAAGAGUGGGAAGAUCAAGGAGAAGUCCCUCACCACCUUCGAGGUCAUGAAGCCAGUGGAGGGCCUGCAGGAUGUGACUGGAGGACGUUGUAGGAACAUUAGGGAAUGACGCUGAGGUCUGAGGGGUACAGGACCAAGACGAUGACGCAAUGUGG